Molecule: messenger RNA, 3087 nt
Organism: Tetrahymena thermophila SB210
Lineage: Eukaryota; Ciliophora; Oligohymenophorea; Hymenostomatida; Tetrahymenidae
Product: amine-terminal domain cyclin
Exons: 2
Biological process (GO): mitotic cell cycle phase transition; regulation of cyclin-dependent protein serine/threonine kinase activity
Cellular component (GO): nucleus; cytoplasm; cyclin-dependent protein kinase holoenzyme complex
Molecular function (GO): cyclin-dependent protein serine/threonine kinase regulator activity
Source: RefSeq, a predicted model, not a curated record
UUUCAGCUGGUCAAUCAAACAAAGUAAAAAUUAGUCUUUGAUUGAGCAUAUCUUGUUUGUAUUCGCAGAAAAAAAACAUUUAAAUUUCAAAUAUUUUUUGAUAAAGUUGAAUCUUAAUAUCACUUAGUUUAUUAAGGGAUAUUAUUAAUGGAUAUAAGGAAAGACUUUAAUUUUUUAAUUUGAAAGUAUUUGAAAAUUGAAUUAAAUUAUCAAUAUGAAAUCAAAAAUUUUACACAGAAUAUUAAUAAAUACAUAUAAAAAAGCACAUAAAUAAAUAAAUAAUAAAAAGAAAGAAAAAAUAAAAAAUCCCAAAUUAAGAAUUCUUUAAUAGAUAUAUAGAUAGAUUGAUAGAUACUUAGAUAAAAAUUAAUAUCAAGUUUUUUAUUUGAAUACUAAUCACACACAAAGGAAUAAAACUCUAUCAAACAAACACACCAAAAAAACACACAAAUAAACAAACAAAUCUACCCCUUUCUCUUUCAUAUACAUUUUAUAUUCAAUUAAUCCCUCAAAAAACACCUCCAAUAGAUUAAAUAAAUGAUGUCAACUUUUUAAAAAUAGAAUUCCUCCCAAUAUUAAGCUUAGGUAAAAUAGUUUUUUUUAUUCAAGAUUAUUAAGAUUAUUUUCUUUUUAUCAAGAUCCAUAUUCAAUAAAUAAAAACAUGAUACAAAAAAAAAUAGUUUGUGAUCAAAAUCUUUCUAUCCAGUUGUUUCUCCUUCUCAAAAUGCAUUUUAUUAAUCAUUCUUUAUUUAACCCAUAAUUAGAUUAACAACAACUUAAUUGUCGAAGAGUACAAUUUCAUCAAUGAUUUCACUUAAGAUGCUAGUCGUGGAAUCCAUUCAUAGAAUGAUUUCAAUGCCUAAAAUUUAUAAAACCCUCUUAGCAAUAGAUAAAAGCCUGCUACUUCUAUGUCCAUGAUUGAUGAAAAUUCAAAUACUAUUCCUUUUUUUUAAAAGAGACAUUCAAUGAAGAGCACCUAUUGUAACUAAAAUGACUUAAUUUUUUAAAAUAAAAUGAAUUAUUCAUAAAGAAUGCCUUUUGAAGAAGUUGUUUCGUUACAACCCUAAUAAAUAAUUUACUCUUAAAAGUCAGUAGCUUGUGAAGAUUAGCAAAAUAUGAAGUAAAGUGUUAAAUUUCCUGCUUAAGUUGGCUAAAACUAAUAACAGAGCAGCACUUUAAACAAUUACUCAAACGACCUAUCUCCUAUAGACAUGACAUUUUAGUAAAUAAGCACUUAAAGUAGCUCUCCUGAUUUCGAUUUAGCAGUCAUUAAAAAUCCCUCCUCAUCUUAAAACGUAAACAUAAGCAAUAAGUCUAGUUCUUUUGUUGGGUCUGGGUCUAUUAGCGGAAUGAGCAGCUUUAAAUAAAUGAGUAACAACUAAUAAAAAAGCAUGAAUUAAUCUUCAUAAUAAUAAGCAAUUGCCAAAGAAUAUAAAAAUUACUCUUAAAGUGGAAAUAGCAUGUAGGAGCUAAGUUCUGUUAGCACUAGAGUUAACAGCUAUAGUACAAAUGCAAGCUCUGGAUUAAAUAAAAAUAAAUCUAGCAACUACACAUUCUAAGAAGAGUAAGAUGAGAAUUCAUAAGUCUGCAGCAAUAUUUUAAUAGAUUAGAUGGAUUGCCAAGAGGUAGAAGAUUUCAGUCUUUAUAUCUAAGAGUAUGAAAAGUAAAAUGCAAACUCUAGCUAAGAACAAUAGAGAAAAUAGGCAAUUUCCUAAGAAGAUAUUUAUUAAGAGUAACUUUUUGGUGGUAAUCCUCAAUACGUUCCUAAGUACGGCUACUAAAUAGUCUAACACCUCUUCAAACAACAGAGAAACUAUAAAAUAACUGUAAUCACUGAUCCUAGAGAAUUAAUUAUUAGAGAAAAUCUAAUUGAUUUAAUGUCUCGUUUGCACACUCACCUUAAGUUGCAAGAAGAAACACUUUAUCUUGCUGUAAAUAUUUUCGCCAGAUACUUAGACGUCUAAAAACAAAACUACUAAAACUAAAAAAUUGUAACUCUAGUUGCAACUUGUCUCUUCAUAGCUGCUAAAUACUAAGAAAUUUAUCCUCCUCCUCUUCGUGAUUUUUUACAUGUCCUUAAACUCAAUAAAAUCCAAGCUAAUACUUCUGAUAUAUGUGAUUUAGAAGGAAGCAUUCUCAAUAAAUUAAACUUUUCUCUCUUCGGUCCUACUCGUUUACAAUUCCUUGAAGCUUAUUUCUCUUAAAUUACUCUAGACCCAUCUCAAGUCAGCUUUUGCUAUUAUUUACUUGAACUAACAAACUUAAACCACUCCUUCUACAAAUAUGACCACAGUGAAAUUGCUGCUGCAUGCAUACUUUUAAGUGAAAAAUUCAAAAAUAUUUCUGGCAAAUAUUUUUGGAGUGAAAAAUUAGAACUAAUUACAAACUAUAAAUAAUAAGAUGUUUAUGACUGCGUUGAAGAGCUUUAUUAGUACUUAGUUAAUGUAGGACACAACAGGAAAAAAUUAUUUAUUUACUCCAAAUAUUCUGAACAAAAAUACAAAUCUGUUGCUUUGAUUGAUUAUGACCUCACUCACAAUGUUAAUAACUAAACCAACUAAGAAAGCACUUAAGAUGGAUUUUACAUUUCUACUUCUAAUAAUCAAAAAAGUGAGAAUAACUACUCAUAGUAAUAAAAAAUUUACACAAAUAAGUAAAUGACACAAUCCUAAUAACUAUCUUAGUCUUGCAAUUAAGGCUAUAACAGUAGCAUGACUUAAUCAACCUAUAACAUGACUUAUUCAUAAAAUAGUUAGAACUACGAUUCAUAACAGAUACAAGAGUAACAAUAUUAUUCUAAAUAAAUGUCUUAAUAAAACAAUUAAAUUGCUUACUCUAAAUGCAAAUCUGAAUGCUAUGCUGAGGAAUAUGACGAAAACUCUGUUAGCUUUCAUUCUUAAGCCAGAUAAAAUUAACCAAAUUUCAAAUAUGACAUUACAAAAUACUCAAAAAUUUACUGAUCAAUCGUGCAUAAUAUUAACAAUAAUCUUUAAAUAUUUAUCACACAUUUAUUCAUAAAAACAUACAACUAAUUAAUAAAAAUAAAAAUAAUAAUAAUAAUGAUUUCAAUCGGUCUUUUAUCAAAAA